AGUCCAAUAAGCAGCGAUUGGAGACGCAGCCGUUCCUGAGGUGACAUGAACCUCAGUGCUGAUGGCGAUGCGAAACUAAAAAUGACUGCGUUUGAUUGCUUUCUGAGGUUAAUCGCCACUUUUUGGGAUCAUUAACACCACGGUAAAGUUUUAGGAGUAAAUUUGUGUGAGGAUGGAGUGGUUUGUAAACGCCAUGAAGUCGCCGCCUGAGGAGAGCCGCUGCACGAGCCCUGAUCACCAGAACCGACUUCACGAGGUCAGUGCGGAGAGCAUGGAGUCUCUUUGUGAGAGACAGCAGCGGUGUGUGAAGGCCUCCAUCGUGUCCAGUUGGCAGUUGGUGGAAGCUCAGGACCGGCUGUGUGGUCUGGAGCUGCACAGUUCAGAGUCAGUAGAACAGGCCCGGGCUCAGGCGCUCGCUUCCUCCGCCCACCUCUCUGAGACCGAGGAGGAGUGGAGGAGGAAGGAGAGCAUGCUGGAGUCCCGCUCAAACCCCGUCCUCGGACUGGACCCCGAACAUGGUGGCUUCGACAAAAGCAUCAUAAACGAUCCCAAGCCCAGGGGGAUGGACACAGAUUACGACAAGAGCUUAACGUUCGUCCAGCGCCACGAGGAGGAACUGAAGCAUUUUGGAAUGUUGAGGAGGUGGGACGACAGUCAGCAUUUUCUGGCCCAGUUGCCCCACCUGAUCUGUGAGGAAACCGCAAACUACCUGAUCUUGUGGUGCUUUCGUCUCUACACUGAAGAGAAGGAAGCUCUGAUGGAGCAGGUCGCUCACCAGGCCGUAGCCAUGCAGUUUAUCUUGGAGAUGGCCCACAGUGUGCAGCAGGACCCUCGCGCCUGCUUCAGACAGUUCUUCCAGAAAGCCAAAGCGGGACAGGAGGGAUAUUUGGACGUCUUCCACACUGAACUCGAGGCCUUUAAACACAGAGUGAAGGAGUAUGCUGUGAAACCCAAAGUGGACACGCCCAAAACUCCGGAGCAGCCGUGUACGCCGACCGGCUGCCGACUCGACCCCAAAGAAGUGCUGGAGAGUCUGCCCCCUGAGCUGAAGGCGUGUAUCCAGUCACAGGACAUGCAGAUACUCCAGAACGCUCUCAGUACCAUGAAUCCACAGGUGGCAGAGUAUCAUAUAAAGCGGUGUUUGGAGGCGGGGCUCUUUUCACAUCCUGGGCGGAGCUCUAAAGACGAGAACACAGAAACAGAAGAUCAAAGGAUGAUGGAGAUGUCCUAACACACACACACGCUACGCUGUCUCUUACUCGUGUUCAGGGUGAUGAAGUUGAAGUUUGUGUGAAGAUCAGAUACAACCUUCAUCCUGGAGGAGGAGGAGGAGGAGGGCGGCCCUCAUCAGAGACUUUUUUUUUUUUGGGGUGUUGUUUUGGAUCCACGUGUGAACUUGUGCUGCACUUUAUAUCUGAUUGAGAUGAUGGUUUAUAAACAUAGAACAAAGAUAGGACGAGGUAUUUUUGUGCUCGUUUUAUUACGUUUCUCUCGUGAUAUCGAUGUGUGACAAACACUGGUUUAUGUUCUCUCUGUUUUUACAGGUUUUUUACAGGUUUUUUUUUUCCCUGUCAGAGCUUCUUCAGGGCUGUAAAACUAUUCUGUGAAACUUCAGCAUCUGACUUCUUUCACUUUCUCAAAUGAUUUCUUUCUUUCUCUUUAUUUAUUUUUUUAACAAAAUGCAUAAAAUAAUUGAAACUUUCUCCUCUUUGUAGUGCAUUUUAUGUUUAAAGAGAUUAUUUUUUAAAGGAUCCUUCUUUUGACUUUUUUGACUCGUGUGAAAUGAUUUCCUUCUUUUUCCCCCGAUUUAAAAAAAAAAUUUAACUUGAAAUUCUGAGGAAUUUAAUUAAACGUUCACCCUGUAGUACAAAAGAAAGACGUUAUUAUAAAAGGGAAAUCAUUUUGACGUUUUCUUCCCAUCUCCUUUUUGAAAUUUUUUCAAACAUAAUGUGCAACUCUCACCCUGUACUGCAUUUUAUGUUUAAAGGGGAAAAAAAUUAAAAAGGAAAGGAAGAAACUUGUUUUUGACAGUAUUGAACGAUUUCCUUUUUUCCUCUUUUUGCAUUACAUUUUUUUAACAUAAAAUGUCACAUGGAGGAGAUUCAUUAAUCCUGUUUAUUCAUCAUGUGCUGUAUUUUUUAUAUUUGAGGGUUAAAAAUUUAGACUUUUUUUUUUUUUAAACCGUCAGUUUCAAAUGAUUUAUCUUUCCUUAACAUAAAAUGCACUACGGGCCCAAUAACUCAUUAAUGUGGGUUUUUGUUAUUGUUUUGUUUUUUUUUUCCUCUCUAGUGCAAAAAUGUUUUUUGUGUUGCUGAAAUUUCCGAUCUGGUGGAGGUCAGAUAUCGUAUUGAAAAUAAACACACAACCGGAGCCGGGAGCUAAUCAUAGCCCGAACAUCAGCGUGGGAUGGGUUUCAGAUCUGAGCUCUGCGCUGCCAAAUAAAUCAUGAUCCAUGGAGACACACACACACACACUCGCUCACACUUGGCUGAAUACUCUAAACAGCAUGAAGCAAGAACAGGAAACUUCCUUGCAAGUGUUCACGUCACUGUGUGGAUCUGAGGCCUAUGCAACGUGUCGCUUUUAUCCGCGUUAAACAGUAAAAUGUUGAGUAUAAAGUUCAGAUCGGUGUCUCACGCAUUUCAGUUUGUGCUGGAGGUCCGGACAAAUUUCUCACCUCUCAUUAUCUGUAGCCGCUUUAUCCUGUUCUACAGGGUCGCAGGCGAGCUGGAUCCUAUCCCAGCUGACUACGGGCGAAAGGCGGGGUUCACCCUGGACAAGUCGCCAGGUCAUCACAGGGCUGACACAUAGACACAGACAACCAUUCACACUCACAUUCACACCUACGCUCAAUUUAGA
Molecule: messenger RNA, 2859 nt
Organism: Neoarius graeffei (lesser salmon catfish)
Lineage: Eukaryota; Metazoa; Chordata; Actinopteri; Siluriformes; Ariidae
Gene: cdc37l1
Product: cell division cycle 37-like 1
Exons: 8
Coding region: 173-1231 (352 amino acids)
Biological process (GO): protein stabilization; protein folding
Cellular component (GO): cytoplasm
Molecular function (GO): protein-folding chaperone binding; heat shock protein binding
Source: RefSeq, a predicted model, not a curated record